Molecule: messenger RNA, 555 nt
Organism: Neurospora tetraspora
Lineage: Eukaryota; Fungi; Ascomycota; Sordariomycetes; Sordariales; Sordariaceae
Exons: 1
Coding region: 1-555 (184 amino acids)
Source: RefSeq, a predicted model, not a curated record
AUGGCGAACCUUAGCUUCUUCAACUUUACCAUCCGACAAAUCUCCCUCCUCCUCCUCUUCAUUGUCGUCAACAACCUCGUUUCAGCGGCCUUCAUCCCGCGCAAAUUCACACGUCCUCAACUGGACCAAACCCACACCCACCCCAUCUUUAAACGAAACCCGCUCCCGCUUCCAGUCCCACAAGACUUCCUCGAGGCAGUAGUCGUCCCAACUCCACCUCCUGGAGGCGUUGAAGUUGUCCCUACUCCACCCCCUGGAGCUGUUGAUGUUAUCCCUACGCCGCCUCCUGAAGCAGUCCCUACCCCGCCUCCUGGAGCAGGUGGUGAGGUUCUUGUCCCUGCUCCGCCCCCCGAAGCCAUCACCCCCCUCCCGGAACCUGUGACACCCCUGCCUCCGGCUGUCACUCCGAUCGGGCCCGCUGUCACUCCGAUUCCUGGUUCUGGGGCUUGGGCUGGGAGUGGUGGGAUUGGGGAGGCGCCGGUGGUUGUGACGCCUGCUGCUGCUAAGCGGACGGGGGCGCCGAGGGUGGUGAGGCGGAAGUUGAAGUUGCUUUGA